UUGGUUGAACAUUAUGAAGCAAAUGUUUAAUUGUUUUAUUUUGUAUUUUGAAUGAGGUUAUUUUCGUAAUUUUGAGAUCGCAUUUUGUGGGGUUUCGAUGACAGAUCCAGGAAUAAUUUGCUUUCGGCAUACGUGUGAGAAUACAAUAUUCUGUAGAGAAGUCCCAAAGAAUUGUCCGAUCUGUGAGAGCAUUGUUACGAAUUACUUAUUAGUUCCAUUCCGAAUACCUUAUCCUUUUGUUAAUGCUAUUCAUAACCCUACUACUAUUGUCUUGAGACCAUCGGCAGGUACCUUUCUUGAUGAUUAUAACGUCAGUGAUGAUUUACAUAUUGCCGUAGUUAAUUCCGAAGGGUAUAUCGUGGAAUUCGACACCUGUGGAAUUAUAAUAAACAAUUUUUCUAACUGGACAAACUGUGUGUCGUUAAAAGUUAUUCCUGAAUCUUGGGAGUCGCAUUGGGAUCGUACAUUAGAGACGAUACGUAAAAAUGUCAAGUGGAAUGCUGAUAAUUACAAUGAAGUUUCUAUGAAUUGCUUCAGUUUCGUCAUUGAAUUUUUAAAUCUGUUGACAUACCCUGGGUUUCAUUUUUCUUGUAAAGAAGAUCUGUGCAAGGAAUUGAUCUUGCCAAAAAUACAAGACACAUUAAGAUAUAUUUCAAUUUAUAGGAAUUUAAAGAAUAACAAUUACCUUGUCUUGAAUUGAUUAUGCCUUGAAUGGCAUAAAUUAGAAUAUUUCUAAAGUAUCAUUAAAAUAGCUUGUAUUAUUCCAGAUUGAAAGAAUGCUAUGAAAUAAGAUGCGCUAUUUCUCUUUCUAUAUUUUAUCGUAUUACAUUAAUUAAAAAGAAAUUAAAAUG
Messenger RNA from Orussus abietinus, 851 nucleotides. RefSeq names its product MKRN2 opposite strand protein. Bases 98 to 700 code for a protein of 200 amino acids. Lineage: Eukaryota; Metazoa; Arthropoda; Insecta; Hymenoptera; Orussidae. The record is from RefSeq and is a predicted model, not a curated record. The transcript has a single exon.